Guyanagaster necrorhizus is the source of this 477-nucleotide messenger RNA. RefSeq lists its product as uncharacterized. The annotation marks the transcript as partial. NCBI's taxonomy places the organism in Eukaryota, Fungi, Basidiomycota, Agaricomycetes, Agaricales, Physalacriaceae. Gene Ontology annotation, biological process: proteolysis. The record is from RefSeq and is a predicted model, not a curated record. Gene Ontology annotation, molecular function: cysteine-type endopeptidase activity. The transcript is spliced from 2 exons. Gene Ontology annotation, cellular component: cytoplasm.
GGCGCCUCGCGGUUCUGGGCUGUCAUCAUUGGAAUUGACGGGUACAAGAGGUAUCCACUGGGCAGCUGUGUGGCAGAUGCAUUAUUGAUGAAGACAUACUUGGAGAAAGAUCUCAAGGUUCCUAUAAACCACAUACAACUUCUCCUUGGCAGGAAACAUAUGCCCUCAAACGAUCCUUCCAUUCCGUCACACGACAAUAUCAUGAACAUGCUUUGCAGUCUCAUCAGCAACCCCAACAUCAAGAAAGGAGACAACAUCGUCAUAUUUUUUGCCGGUGAUGGCUCAAGCUACACUUCCUCGGAAUAUCCGAGAGAUGCUCUCUGCCCCAUCAACCGCGACAUCGUCGAUGUCAGUGGACACAAAAUUCCCGACAUCAGCGAUCAAGAGAUUAAUACAAUUCUCUAUGAAAUUUCGCAGGCUAAAGGGAAUCAAAUCACCAUCAUCCUCGACUGUUGCCACUCUGCUAGUAUCACUAGA